Molecule: messenger RNA, 2405 nt
Organism: Psylliodes chrysocephalus
Lineage: Eukaryota; Metazoa; Arthropoda; Insecta; Coleoptera; Chrysomelidae
Source: the annotation of a GenBank genome assembly
UGAGAAUAAAUGAAUAUUGAAAUAGAAUACAUUUUUAUUGAAAGGAAUAUUUACAGUCUACAAAAUAAGCGCACCGAUCGUCCUACCUGCUUACCGAAAUAUUCACUUUAAAACCUGCUCUUCUUACUUUUCCCCGCAGACCUACUGAAAUAAAAACACGAAAAUUUGGUUCUAUAAACAUAAAAAAUAAUUUUUAAUUUCUACAACUGUUGGAAAAAUGAUCGCUUAUCCACAAAAAAGGGCAACUAUAAUAGGCUUUUACAAAAAAAUACUGCUUAAAGGUAAUUGGUCCUGUUAUAAUCACCACCGUUAACAGAUUUUUCAAAGUGCCAAUUAUCUUUUCAGUAAUGCUUGUUAUGUCAAUUUUAAAAAAAUAUUGUCAACAUUUUAAUUGAUUCUGCGUUUAUACAGUAUUAUCGAUCAAACUAAGGAAUUUUAUUUGAAAUUCCAAGAGUAAAAUGGUUAGUCGUAUCGAAAGAAAUAUAGUUAAAGAAAUUUUGCGGGAAUGUCAACCAAAAAAUUUACAUCCAAAUGAAGAUUUUGUAACGUAUUAUUUGAAAUUACUUCUAUUAGAUCCAAAUUGGGGUAUCACAGAAAAUUUAUUGAACAGUAGAGCAAACGUACAAACAUUGGUUAAACAUGUUAUUUCUGAAUUAGAAUCAAAGGAUUCGGUGAAAAUGAUGACAUUAAAGAUGCAAUUUUAUUUUAUGUGGAGUUUGGAUCACAUAAAUAAUAUCAUUACAAAUACCAUUAAAACAUUAAUAAACCGUCUGACACCUUUAAAAGAACAAAUCAUGAUUUCAACCAUUGUUGACGAUUCUCUUGAUGUGGAAAAACUGAGACGAGUCCUCGUAAUGUAUAUGGUUUUUAAAUCUGGUUUGGGAAAUCCUACACAUCCUGAAGUUUACAGUGAAGGUGUAGCAGCAUUAAAAAGUAUUAUAAGCGAAGAAGAACUAAAGGAAUUUUCAUAUGGAACUAGAGCCGCAAAAGAAGAGCAUCUAAACGAAAUGACUAAAUUAAUUACAGGAAUUCGAUUAUUUAACAAAUAUUGCCAAAGAGGAGGGGCGGAAAUUCCUGAUUUGGCCGACUUAUAUAGAAAUGCUUCAAAGGUAAUUAAAGAUGAAAUAUCUACAAGUCUGACGGAUGCUUUAGAUCACGUAACAUUUCGAACAUCGCUCCUUGAAAAAUGUUAUGGUUUAAGAGAAUCCGUUGAUGGUUAUUAUUUUGAAUAUAUUUCCAUUCCUAAAGGAGGUAGAGAGUUGUUGGAAAAUGCCAAAGAUGAAUUAAUCCAUUACAGACAAUAUGAGCUAUUUAUAAGGAAAAUAUUGAAAUGCCUUGAAGUAGUAGACGCUGAAGUUGAACAAACUGACCAUGAAAUUUCAGCUUUAAUGGAAAAAAUUAUUGUAAUAGUUCGUGCACGUUUGGCAGUUCCAGUUUACAUAAUAUUUCCUUUAUUCGAACAAAUUGCUGAUUAUUUUAUUAUAAUUCAACAGCAAGUUUUACUAUUAGCAAGAUAUAGUACUAUAUUAAAUAAUAUGAAAACAUACUGUAAACAAAUGAGAGUAGACUAUACACUUUUUGAUGAAUUGAUUAAUGUGAGUACGGUUUUCGAACCAACUCGAGAAACGUUUAAUAAAUUGUUAGAUUCCGAAAACCCAACAGUUGAAAUGUUUCAAGCGAAUGAACUUGAAAAUGAACCACAUAUUAAUCUGCAGUAUUUGGGUUUCUGCAGCUGGAGAUUAGUGAAUACAAAUGGUUUCUUAGUGCAAGGAAAUCCUCGACUUGGCAUUGCUAAAUUCCGAGACGACUAUUUUGUUUUUUCUUCAUAUGAAGCUGGUAAAGACUUUUCGAAAAAACCCAAAGAAUACUUGAAGAAGGUGUUAGCUUUAGCAAGAACAAAACCUCAGUUGAUUAAUUUCCUACUACUGCAAAAUCAACUAGUCGAAGUUUCCGAAAUAAAAACAUUAGUUAAAGUAAAAGUAAAAGUGAAAAAAAAUGCAGAUAAAGGUGUUCAAUCGGAAGAUGAUUAUGUAAUACCACCAUAUAAAGAAAAAUCUAUUUCAUGGAAUAUCUGGGAUAUUAAACGAAAUGUCUUGCAAUUGGCUCAUCUUACAAAAUGCAAAACGACUGGAACGCAAACUAUAAAAUCUCACAGCUCCAAUCCGAUAAGAACGCAAACAAUUAUUCUAAAAGAACAAGAAACGCAAACUCGCGUCGAUAACUAUACCAGCGUACCUUCUCCUUUAACCUUCAUUUAUGGAUUAAGAGGCAGAAAGGAUGAUAAGCAGUUCGUUAUUGAUCUUACAAGACCAAUACAAGAAUAAAGAGCAAUACAAUAAUUUUAGACAAUAUUUUUAAUACAAUAUUUAUGUAUAUGUCUAGGUAAAAUUAAAGAGGGAAAAAUA